UCUCUCUCUCUCUGCCAAUAUGCCUAUAUAUAUACGCACGCAUAUAGUAUUCUUCUGGCAAGCUGAGACAAGAAGGAGCAAGCCCUCCUCAUUGUAACAGCUCUUUCUCUCUCUCUCUCUGUGAAGUGGGUGAGAGGGCAAAAUUAGAAAUGGCUGUUCUCAUGGUGGCUCUUGGCCUUCUGGUCUUGGCGCUUUCUCUUUGCGCAGCUUUGUUGAGAUGGAACCAAGUCAAGUACAGCAAGAAAGGCUUGCCUCCCGGCACCAUGGGCUGGCCAGUCCUCGGCGAAACCACCGAGUUCCUCAAGCAAGGCCCCAAUUUCAUGAAAAACCAGAGGGCAAGGUAUGGGAAUUUGUUCAAAUCCCACAUACUGGGCUGCCCUACCAUAGUUUCCAUGGAUGCAGAUGUGAACAGAUAUGUGCUGAUGAAUGAAGCGAAAGGGCUUGUUCCGGGCUACCCACAGUCCAUGCUUGACAUUCUAGGCAAGUGUAACAUUGCGGCUGUUCAUGGCUCCACCCACAAGUACAUGAGAGGGGCAUUGCUUGCCCUUGUCAGCCCCUCCAUCAUCCGAGCCCAUCUCCUCCCCAAGAUUGAUCGCUACAUCAGAUCCCACCUCUCCAAUUGGGACGGCAACCUCAUUGACAUUCAAGAAAAAACUAAACAGAUGGCCUUCCUCUCCUCGCUUAACCAGAUUGCUGGUCCAGAAUCCGUCUCAAUGGCUCUAGAAUUCAUGCCUGAAUUCUUCAAGCUUGUGCUGGGAACUCUUUCUCUGCCCAUCAACCUUCCAGGGACAAACUACCACGGAGGAUUCCAAGCGAGAAAGAAGAUAGUGAGCAUCUUGGAGAAACUUUUAGAGGAGAGAAGAAGAGCUCCUGAAAAGGCCCAUAAUGACAUGCUUGGAAUGUUAAUGGCUGGUGAAGAAACCAGACACAGCCUAACUGAUGAAGAGAUAAUCGAUCAAAUGAUUACCAUCUUGUACUCUGGAUAUGAAACUGUUUCAACUACUUCUAUGAUGGCUAUCAAGUAUCUCCACGAUCACCCCAAUGUUCUUCAGGAACUAAGAAAUGAGCAUUUCGUAAUAAGGGAAAGGAAGAGGCCUCAAGAUCCAAUCGACUGGAAUGAUUACAAGUCUAUGAAGUUUACUAGAGCUGUGAUAUUAGAGACAUCAAGAUUGGCUACCAUUGUUAAUGGGGUUCUGAGGAAGACUACUCAAGACAUGGAGCUCAAUGGCUUUCUAAUUCCCAAAGGAUGGAGAAUAUACGUUUACACAAGAGAGAUUAAUUACAAUCCAAACCUCUAUCCUGAGCCCUUUACCUUCAAUCCAUGGAGAUGGAUGGAUAAGAGCUCAGAGUCUCAAAACUAUUUCAUAUUUGGAGGCGGCACCAGGCAGUGCCCAGGAAAGGAACUUGGAAUUGCAGAGAUUUCUGUAUUCCUUCAUUACUUUGUAACUAGAUACAGUUGGGAAGAAGUAGGGGGAGAAAAGCUAAUGAGAUUUCCAAGAGUUGAGGCACCAAAUGGGCUGCACAUUAGGAUCUCAAGCUACUAAUUUUGUAUUGUACAGAAGAGAAGUUGUAUAGAAUCCUAGAAGCAACAAUUAGGGCUGUAAAAUGAUUUGAUCUUCUAACACAUUAGAGACUGAAUGGAAUUGGGAUUUUCUCAUUUUUGCUAACUUGUUUGUUCAACUCCAAAAUCAAUCUUAAUAGAUUUGAUGAAAGGCAAGAAAACUUUAUCAUGU
Diospyros lotus (date-plum) is the source of this 1733-nucleotide messenger RNA. RefSeq names its product cytochrome P450 85A-like. Gene Ontology annotation, molecular function: heme binding; monooxygenase activity; oxidoreductase activity, acting on paired donors, with incorporation or reduction of molecular oxygen. The transcript is spliced from 9 exons. The coding region runs from base 150 to 1544 and encodes 464 amino acids. Gene Ontology annotation, biological process: sterol metabolic process. Lineage: Eukaryota; Viridiplantae; Streptophyta; Magnoliopsida; Ericales; Ebenaceae. The record is from RefSeq and is a predicted model, not a curated record.